AGGGCCGGGGCCCCGCUCGCACCCGCGGACGCUCAUUCAAAACGCGGCCGGGCUCGGGCGCCGGCAGCCCCCUACCCCUGCCCCCGCUCCGCCCGCCCCCGGGCUCCGCGGGGCCGGGCGCUGCCGGCGGGGAUGCCCGGCGGGGCCGCGGCCUGAGACGGCCGCCCGCCCGCCGCCAUGCCGGUGAAGAACCGGUACAACCUGGUGGACGAUGGCUGCGACUCCCGCGUCCCGCUGCACAACGAGGAGGCCUUCCAGCACGGCAUCCACUUCCAGGCCAAGUACAUCGGUAGCUUGGACGUACCCAGGCCCAACAGCCGCGUGGAGAUUGUGGCAGCCAUGAGAAGGAUUCGGUAUGAAUUCAAAGCCAAGAACAUUAAGAAGAAGAAAGUGAGCAUCAUUGUGUCCGUGGACGGCGUGAAGGUGAUUCUGCGCAAGAAGCAGAAGAGAAAGGAGUGGACCUGGGAUGAGAGUAAGAUGGUGGUGAUGCACGAUCCCGUGUACAGAAUCUUCUAUGUAUCUCACGACUCGCAAGACCUGAAGAUAUUUAGUUACAUCGCAAGGGACGGCGCUAACAACUCCUUCAGGUGCAACGUCUUCAAAUCGAAGAAGAAGAGCCAGGCGAUGCGGGUGGUGCGCACCGUGGGACAGGCCUUCGAGGUGUGCCACAAGCUGAGCCUGCAGCACGCCCUGCAGAACGCCGACGGGCAGGCGGACGGCGCCAGCGACAAGUCGGCCGAGGAGCAGCCGCUGGAAGUUCACCAGAUAAAGGGCUCCAAGAUCACGGAUGUGGACGAGGUUGGCAUCGACUCUGAUGGCAUCUGUGCGUCCGAGAGGGGACCCGGAGAGCUGCCCGCUACCAGGGGGGACCUCGGCAUGCUGAAAUCUGGGCAAGCCUCAAAGGAUAAGAACUGCCAGGAUGCCGAGAACUGCUCCCUCCACCCGGCUGGCUCCCAGCAGCUGCUCAGCCCAAGCAGCCCCUGCUCCUCAGCCUCCAUCACCCCGCUGGCCUCCCAGCACUGCCUCCAGCUGCUCCAGCAGCAGCUCCUCCAGCAGCAGCAGCAGACGCAGGUGGCCGUGGCCCAGGUGCAGCUCCUGAAGGACCAGCUGGCGGCAGAAACGGCGGCGCGGAUCGAAGCGCAGGCCCGGGUACGGCAGCUCCUGCUGACCAACCGCGACCUGCUGCAGCACGUCUCCUUGCUGGUGCGGCAGCUGACGGUGCUGGAAGCCCAGGAGCAACACCGGCAGCCGGUUGACCGCUCCUUGCAAAACCUGUCCCUGGCUCAGUCCCUCUCCCUGAACCUGAAGAACCACUACAGCUUGGACGUCCACCUGCCGUCCACCUCCACCCCCGCCAGCAUCCUGGGCAGCCCCGUGGCCCCCGGCUCGCUGCCAGCCCUGGGCCCCGGGGACUCCUACCUCAACCUCAUCAGCCUGGAGAGGGGCGGCCACCGCUACAGCAGCAAGGAGGGGGACGAGUGCCUGGCUGUGCUGGAGGGGCAGGACGGGCUCAGCCGGCGCGUGGAGGGCUCCGAGGUCAGCGACUUCACCCUGCUCAACGGAAGCAGCCGGCAGAAGGUGGAUGACACAGACAGAGGGGACGAGGACAGGCGGCAGCAGCCCAUUCCCAAGCUCAACCCACCACCGCCCAUCCUGCGCAAAAGGUCAAGCAAGACCUCCCCAAGCCUGGAAGUAGAGGUGAAGCCUGAGAGUGCUGCCCACAUGAGCUUGCCCAGCCCCAGCAUCUCCAGCCUCACCAGCAUUGCUGCCAGCUCACUCACCCUCUUGGACCCUGAGGCAAGGACUCCUGCACGGAGCGCUGCCUCCGGCAUAGAGCCCGUCCCUGCUGGGACCUGCCAGCGCGCUCCAGGCAAGGACAGGACUGGAGAGAGUGGGCAGAUGUCCCCCCUGGCCAGCAUCCGUGACCCUGCAGCCAGCGAGGCUCUGGCCAAGGACUUGGCCGCCCUGGCCAGCCCCAUGGACAGCACGCUGCCCUUCUCCCCUCUGGAUGACACCUGCUUGCACAUCAGCUUCUCAGAAGAUGAGCUGCUUGAACCAGAGCUGGACAGUGCUGGGGGGCCCAGCAGGGUCCCCUCUUAGUGGGACCGCAGUAGGUGGCAGCUGGCUGGCAGGCAGUCCCAGCAGUUCCGUCCACGCUGCUCCACCAGCCCACACUGGGGUUGGGGCCCCCUGUGCCCAGGCUGGGAGGCAGGUCCCUUUGCUGUCCCCAUUCCGCACACGCUCCUCCUGCCACGUACGGGGCUGCCACGCAGGUUGUGACCUGGCCAGCCCCUGCCCUCGGUCUGCACCAGCUCACACUGCCUUCCCUCUGCCCCAUCCUCUGGUCUGCUGCCUGUCCUGUCCCUGCCCACACAGCCAGGGGGGCUGCACAGGGUCCCUGUCUCUGGGCAGCUCUCUCCGCUGCUGCCUGGCAGAGGCACGUUUCACGUUCAUCACUACAUCCCUUCUGCUGGCCGGGCGGCUGCAGGCAGCCCCGCACCAGCCCCAGCCUUCCCGCAGCAGCCCGGUGCCUUUCCCAGCCCCUGGCAGGAUGCGUGCCAUUGCCUGCCGGGCAGCUCCGGAGGGCGAGGAGCUGGCAGACAGCGCUGCUGAGGGCCAGGGCACGCUGGACAGGAAUGGCGCUGGUUUGACUUGCUCCAGGGAGGUUCCCACCCAGCCAGCAUUCCCCAUGGGAUGUCCACAGCAGAAACAUCCCCGGGAGCUGAACGACAGGAGCCACUGGGCAGGGGCAUGGCACAGGGCUGUGAACACACAGGCACAACGCUGUGUCACUAACCCGGCCCAUCGGUUGCCACCCGUGGUAGCAGCGUGAGCGGGGCCGUGUGGCACAGCCACGGUGCUGCUCCCCUGCCCGGCUCCCUGCGGUGGGUGCCAGGCUGCCACAGGCCGGGUCUCUCCAGGGCAGCCUGUGUCCACCACCACCACGCUGUGCCCAGCCCAGCCCUGCUUUUGGGGACAGCAGCCCCACUGCCGUGUCCCCACGCAGCAAAGCCACCACUGCCUCCCUCCACAGGUGCCUUUUCCCGCGCCCCAGCACCCACUGCUUGUGCAGGCCGGGGCCACCCCCCCCAGAGGCCACUAAUGGGGUGCGGGGCUGGCCCUGGGAGCCCACUGGUGCAGCAGAUGAUCCCCCGGAGGGAGGGUACCCCCCAUGUUUUGGGGUCGGGGUGGGAGAGCCCUCCCGUGCCUCUCCGAGCUGCGGGUGGCUGCAGGCAGGAGGCUGCUCUAUCGCACUGAUUUUGGGGUGUUAUGGCGUGGUUUGGGUUCGGUCUCGGAAGUGUGAGUGUCCUGGGAUGAGUUAAGGUUUAAGGAAGAAGCCCAGCCCUGGGUGAAGGACCAAGGCGAGGCCCCGGCGGUGCCACGGUUCCCCUUCAGCCCAGGCAGGUUUUGGGGAGGGUACCCAAGGGUACCUCGGUUGUUUGUGAGAGGGUGUUGGGAAAGUCUUGGAGGAUUGAGUUGGGGAAGUGUCAAGCAGAAAUGGAGAUUUGGAGUAGCCACGCUGCCUGCUCCUGGCACGGUGCUGGUCCCCUGGGGCAGAUGGGGGGUGACGGAACAUGCACCCCAGAGCCAGCCGUGGCAAUGCCGGAGCUGGCCAGGAGGAGCCGGGGGGGGGGGCUGGCAGCAUCACCACGGGUGACCGGGCCUGGGGGCUUGUAAAGCUGCGGCUGGGCUGUCCCGUAGUGUGGUAGAGACAGACCAGCCCGUCUGUAGGAAUAAAGUACGCUGCAGUUUGUAACUGACUUUUAAAGAAAAGAAAAAAUAAAGGUGUCCAAUUUGCA
Molecule: messenger RNA, 3800 nt
Organism: Grus americana (Whooping crane)
Lineage: Eukaryota; Metazoa; Chordata; Aves; Gruiformes; Gruidae
Product: carboxyl-terminal PDZ ligand of neuronal nitric oxide synthase protein-like
Exons: 11
Coding region: 178-2100 (640 amino acids)
Molecular function (GO): nitric-oxide synthase binding
Source: RefSeq, a predicted model, not a curated record